Messenger RNA from Dermochelys coriacea (leatherback sea turtle), 1757 nucleotides. RefSeq names its product ORAI calcium release-activated calcium modulator 1 (gene ORAI1). Gene Ontology annotation, cellular component: membrane. The transcript is spliced from 3 exons. Bases 335 to 916 code for a protein of 193 amino acids. Gene Ontology annotation, molecular function: store-operated calcium channel activity. NCBI's taxonomy places the organism in Eukaryota, Metazoa, Chordata, Testudines, Dermochelyidae. The record is from RefSeq and is a predicted model, not a curated record. Gene Ontology annotation, biological process: store-operated calcium entry.
AGGCGGGGCGGCGGCCGGGGCCGGGGCCGGGGGGCGCCAGGUGCAGCUGCGGGCCUAUCUCCGCAGCCGGAAGGAAGUAGCCGCAGCAAGAGGAGGAGGAGGAGGCGGCGCCUGGGGAUUAGCAGCCGGGCCAGGCGCCCUCUCUUCGCUCCCCUCCUGCGGAGCGAGCCGCCGCGGCCGGAGACCAUGAGCCUGAACGAGCACUCGAUGCAGGCGCUGUCCUGGCGGAAGCUCUACCUGAGCCGGGCCAAGCUGAAAGCCUCCAGCCGCACCUCCGCGUUACUCUCGGGGUUCGCGAUGGUGGCUAUGGUGGAGGUUCAGCUAGAAAGAGAUUAUGCCUACCCUCCAGGUGGCUAUGGUGGAGGUUCAGCUAGAUCCAGAACAUGUCUACCCUCCAGGUCUCUUGAUAGCUUUCAGUGCCUGUACUACUGUGCUUGUUGCCGUUCACCUCUUUGCUCUCAUGAUAAGUACCUGCAUUCUUCCAAACAUAGAGGCCGUUAGUAACGUGCACAAUCUCAACUCUGUAAAGGAGUCUCCGCAUGAGCGUAUGCACCGGCACAUUGAGCUCGCCUGGGCGUUUUCCACUGUCAUUGGGACUUUGCUCUUCCUUGCAGAAGUGGUGCUGCUGUGUUGGGUGAAAUUUCUUCCACUAAAGAACCAUCCUCUUGUUUCAGUCCAUGACAACAAUUCUACAAUCACCUCAGGAGAGGCAGCAGCCAUUGCCUCAACAUCUAUUAUGGUACCUUUUGGAUUAAUUUUCAUUGUAUUUGCUGUCCACUUCUAUAGGUCACUAGUUAGCCACAAAACAGACAGGCAGUUUCAAGAAUUGAAUGAACUUGCUGAGUUUGCACGACUCCAGGAUCAGCUGGACCACAGAGGCGACACCUUGCCACCUCCUGGCAGCCAUUUUGUAUAAAGCUAUAUUUGGUUUAAAAAUCCAUUUUUUGCUUCUGCCUUGCUAUGUUGACUCUUCCUUGCGUGAACUAGCUGGACUGUUGAUUUAUUUUAAAGAGAGAUUUAUAUGUUCUGUGCUAAUUUCUUUCAGUCAAAAAAUACCAUGACAUCUUAGACAACUGACAUCUGAAGAGAAUGAUGUUGGGGUAUGGCUGCACUGAGCAUGCAUCUCUCAUCCCUUUUCUUAUCAUCUGAAUUGUUUCUUUUUAAUGGUGAAUAUAUCAAUGCGUAAGAGGAAUUACAUUUUAGGCCUUGGUAUUUGUUAAUGGUGGGAGGGAAGCCUUAUUUCUCUCUCUUUGAUGUUGGUGUUUGCUAGAAAGUAUUCUUUGUCUAAUACAUGUUGCAUGGCACAAUACAAAUUACUUGGGACUUGGAGAAAUUAGCAUUUGGUUUCAGUGCUAAGCUGUGAUCUCUAAAAGUCUGAUGAAAGGUAAAAUUGAGAGCUUUUCCACCUUCCCUUUUCCCACUAGCUCCCCCAAUCAUGGUUUUCUGCCAAGUAACUAUUCCUGUACUAAUUUCUAUAGGGCCUGUUGCCAUGGCAGCUACCAGAUACCCCUGAUCAGUCCUAUUGUGAUGUGCAUCUGUAGGACUGGUUUCAGAGUAGCAGCCGUCUUAAUCUGUAUCUGCAAAAAGAACAGGAGUGCCACAAGUACUCCUGUUCUUUUUAUCUGUAGGACUGAGGCCCUAAGCCUACUCUUCUUUUGGGAAGAAAAUAUAGAGAAAAGCAAUACCUGCUUUAAAAUUCAUGGGAACAGAUAUGUUCUCCAAAGUGAUAAAAUUGCCUGUUCUCAUUGAAGAACCAU